CUCAAUUACACUAGCACAAUCUCACUUCUAUCUCCAAAUAUAGAAGCAAGCUCACGUACUUCAUAUGAACAAUCACUGACACUCAAAGUCAACCCAGUUUAUCUAGUACAUCCUGCAUCUAGAGUUGUACUGAAAAGAUCGAUAUGGAGAGUGCUUGUGUUCAUGAACAGACGACAGUCGUCCAUGAGUUAACUCAAGGAAUAGAAAUGGCUAAACAGCUAAGGCUCAAUCUAGAUUCAGCUGAAGCUAGAGAAUUCUUGAUAGAGAAGAUCUUAUCUUCAUAUGACAAAGCCCUCUUUGUUCUUAAAUCAGCCGGGCAGCCUCGGGCAAGUCCACUGCCCGAAUCUAGUCUGCCCAAGUCAUCUAUAACUACAAGCAGUCCCCAAAGCACUGAAUAUGAGUUUGAGUUUGGCCAAAAUGUUGCCUCCAAAAAGAGAAAGGCGUCAACACCAUGGGAUAAUGAAGUUAAAAUCUUGAGUGAUAAUGAAAUAGAGGGAAACGCUAAUGAUGGUUAUAGUUGGAGGAAGUAUGGGCAGAAAGACAUCUUGGGUGCCAAAUUUCCAAGAAGCUAUUAUAAAUGCUCAUACAGAAAGGUUCAGAAAUGCUUGGCUACAAAACAAGUGCAGAAAACAGAUGAAGAUCCGACAGUAUUUGAGAUUACGUACAGAGGGAUACACACCUGCAAUGGUGUUGCACAGUCGGCACUACCACCACCGCCUUCGCCGGAAAAACAUGAAAUAAAGCCAACCCACCACCACCACCAACUAACAACACCAAAUGCUGGUGAGAACUUUUCAAAUCCGAGAGCCAACCUCACUGUUAACACCUGGGAUUUGGGUUGCACUCUUCCAUCUUCACAUUCCAUUCCUCCAACAGUAUUUGAAUUCAAUGAUAAUGAUUUCCAUCCACUUAAUUUUCCUAAUCAUUUCGAUGAGGAACUAUUGCAAGGCUAUUCACCGUCGUUCAUCUCUCCGGCCACCUCUGAAUCUAACUACUUCACAGACUGGGCGAGUUCAUCAUCAUUGGAUUUACCAAAGGAUGCGGCAGAUCUAUUCCCUGAUUUCAUGAGUUAAUCAUAAACAGUGUGAUUAUGGUGGAUGUUGAUCUAUCACGGAAAUUGGCUAAUGGCGGAGUGGUUGGCUAAUGGUAAUGUCUAAUGUGGAAAGCCCACAGUCAGAGAGUGGAACUCAUGAUAAUAUCAUCACACAUAUGUGUUUGGAUCGCAAGUGAUGUUAAGUUGAAGUUUCUUUUAUAAGUUCCUUUGAAAAAUGUAGAUUUGUGAAUAUGAUUUCAAGGAACUACCUAUAUAUGUACGUGAAGUGUAGCAGUUUUAAAAAGCUUGGACUUUACUUUA
Messenger RNA from Lactuca sativa (garden lettuce), 1354 nucleotides. RefSeq names its product putative WRKY transcription factor 41. NCBI's taxonomy places the organism in Eukaryota, Viridiplantae, Streptophyta, Magnoliopsida, Asterales, Asteraceae. The record is from RefSeq and is a predicted model, not a curated record. Gene Ontology annotation, biological process: regulation of DNA-templated transcription. Gene Ontology annotation, cellular component: nucleus. Gene Ontology annotation, molecular function: DNA-binding transcription factor activity; transcription cis-regulatory region binding.